This is a messenger RNA of Sinocyclocheilus anshuiensis, 1551 nucleotides long. RefSeq names its product grpE protein homolog 1, mitochondrial-like. Bases 61 to 702 code for a protein of 213 amino acids. The record is from RefSeq and is a predicted model, not a curated record. Lineage: Eukaryota; Metazoa; Chordata; Actinopteri; Cypriniformes; Cyprinidae. Gene Ontology annotation, biological process: protein import into mitochondrial matrix; protein folding. Gene Ontology annotation, molecular function: protein homodimerization activity; protein-folding chaperone binding; adenyl-nucleotide exchange factor activity. Gene Ontology annotation, cellular component: PAM complex, Tim23 associated import motor. The transcript is spliced from 4 exons.
GUGAUUGGUUGAAUAGACAGCCUCGCUCUGCAGGUCUCUCAGCGUGGACAUUGAGUGAAGAUGGCGACCUGGUGUGUGCGUGCGAUCAGACAGAGCUCCUCUAUCAUAGCGUCCCCUUUACUUGUAAGGGUGACUCCACGCCUCCUUUGCACAGCAGCCCAACAGAAAAGCUCAGGAACUGGGACUGAAGAAGAGAAACCAGAGCCCAGUGCAGCUGAGAAAGCCUUCAUAGAAGAAAAGACACAACUGGAAGAACAGCUGAAAGAUAUUACGGAUAAAUACAAGCGGGCACUAGCAGACACUGAGAACCUUAGGCAAAGGAGUCAAAAGAUGAUUGAUGAUGCUAAGCUUUAUGGAAUCCAGGGCUUCUGUAAAGAUCUCUUAGAGGUGGCUGACAUCUUGGAGAAGGCAACCGAAAGCGUACCAAAAACUGAAAUAUCUACUGCAAAUCUGCACCUGAAAAAUCUUUAUGACGGCCUUGUAAUGACUGAGGUGCAGAUCCAGAAGGUCUUCCAAAAACACGGCCUUGUUAAGCUUAACCCUGAUGGUCAGAAGUUUGACCCUUAUGAGCAUGAGGCUGUCUUUCAUGCACCUAUUGAGGGCAAGGAGCCAGGUACCAUAGCUGUAGUUACCAAAGUAGGCUACAGGCUGCACGGUCGCAACCUCCGGCCAGCUCUGGUGGGUGUAGUCAAAGCCCCCUAACUGGUCGUACACACUAUGAUGGUUAUUGCCUGGUCAACUGAUCGGUUUCUGUAAUUUAGCUGGUCUUAGGUUUCACAUUUUCUUUCUUUGUUAAAGGUGCCUCUGAGAGGUGAAAUCCAAUAUAUUGACAACUGAAGGACAAUGCCAGACUAAUCUUUGUGAUUAAUAAUGAUUAUCAAUAAAAAAAGAUAGUUCUUGAGUAUAAGAGCUGAGUGUGUGUGGUAGAAGAUUCGGAGAAUUGAAUCUGUGAAUUGAAUUGGCUUUAACAGUAUUCUCUGGAGGAUCGUUCGUUACCAUUCCAGGGACUUUCCUUAGAAUCUUUUGAAGAAUCUAAAGCUUUUAAAGAAACACUGCAGCAUAUUACCUUGUUGAACACAUUUUAUGCUUAUUAAACGUAUUUGCUCUUAUUAAUUACUUUACUGAAGAACGUAACCAGUUUGGUGAUGUCUAUGACAGCAGUUGUGAGAUUCCACUAUUUUUUUUUUUCCGUGUUAUGCAGGUUUUUGAAUUUAUUUGUAUGAGAGAAUAGUUAGUCUUCUUUACAGAACUUGGAGUAAUAUUUUAUCCAAAAAUAAAAUGAAUAAUUUUACAAUAAUUUACCUACUGGCAGUUGUACUUGCUAACUUUCACCAUUAGUUUCAUAGUGUGCAAACCUGAUGAAAUAUCAACUACUGAUGUUUUAUGAAGAUCUGGGUAACAGAAGGAUGGCCACUUAAGGCUGCUUGGGAGAUUAGUCAUUUAGAAAUUGUGGUUGUAAUAUGAAAAGAAUGAUGCCAUGCUAAUGGAAAAAUAUGAAAUCUAUGUGAACAAGCAGACAACUGUCAAAUAAAGCAUGUACCUCUUUUCAAA